Molecule: messenger RNA, 579 nt
Organism: Cetraspora pellucida
Lineage: Eukaryota; Fungi; Glomeromycota; Glomeromycetes; Diversisporales; Gigasporaceae
Source: the annotation of a GenBank genome assembly
AUGAAGGUUAAUGCUAAUUUAUACUCAUUCUUUGAAUAUUAUUUCAUUCCUCCUUUAUUUGAUAAUUUGAGUCUUGAGGCUCAACAGUAUGGUUCUGAGCCUAGCAUUGUCACAGACAUGUAUAAUUACAAAAAUGAAAUUGACAAUGUUAUUAAUACUCAUAAUGAAGAGAAAUCCAAUAAUAAUAUAGAAUAUGAAAGUACAAAGUUAGAUGUGUUAAAAUUAACUAUGAGCAUGAAAUUCAACAUAUGGAAAAUCACUAAGUCAUAUCUUGAGGAUUGUGCUAAACAAGAAGAGUUCUGUUUUUUGCUUGGAGUUAGAAUAAAUAGUAUAAUAGAUGAACAUAAUCAUUCUAAGAACCUGUUAAUUGUAGAAACAGCACCAAAAUUUUAUCAUUUACCUAAUGACAUGCUUGAAAAAGUUAAGUUUUGGACUAUUAAAGGAAGGCUAAGUAUGACUGCACAAUAUAAUCUACUAGCAGCAUCAUUUUCUAAUAAGAAGAUAGAUAAAAAGGACUUAAGCAAUGCAAUACAAUGCUAUAAGAAGCAGCUAAAACUCCCAAAGGAUGAUGCAUAUUAA